AUGAGACUGUUCAUCAUUGGAUUUCGGCGAGCAGCAGCAGCAGCAACAGGGGUGGGUGUAUAUAUGCUUCCCGGCCAGCAGCAGCAGCAGACGACAAGGCUUGUGACGCGUAUGAUUGCUAGCAGUGCCGCGACAUACAUACAGUCGUCAACAACCUGUUCCAUCGCUCAGUCGGCAGUAACAUUCGCGCAGGGUGUAAAAAUGUUGGACGCACGAAAGACCUUCACGGAAGACUUCUUCUUCAGACAGCUGUUUGAUGAACAAUCGCAUACCUACUCAUACCUGCUGGCAGAUAUUACAUCAAAGGAGGCCAUCCUGAUCGAUCCCGUACUCGAGCAAGCAAAACGUGAUGCUCAGUUGAUUAAAGAACUUGGAUUUACGCUGAAAUAUGCGCUAAAUACUCACAUGCACGCGGAUCACAUAACGGGUACCGGAUAUUUGAAACAGCUGGUCCCUGGAACCGUCAGCGUAAUAUCGCAAAGCAGUGGCGCAAAGGCGGACAAAAAGCUGGUGGACAAUGAAACGGUCCAGUUCGGACGGCACGUGUUGCGGGCCAUGAGUACGCCCGGGCACACCAACGGCUGCAUGACGUUCGUGGUGGAGGAACAGGGCGUAGCGUUUACCGGUGAUACGCUGCUAAUCAGGGGUUGUGGUCGCACCGAUUUUCAGGAAGGUGAUUCACGCACGCUGUACCGUUCCGUGCACGAGCGCAUCUUUACGUUGCCGGAAAAUUUCCGCCUAUUUCCGGCUCACGAUUACAAAGGUAACAUGGAAACGACUGUUGCGGAGGAAAAACGUUACAAUCCACGGCUUACUAAGGAUGUGGACGCGUUCGUGGAGUUGAUGAGCAACUUGAACCUGCCGUAUCCCAAGAUGAUUGAUAAAGCGGUUCCGGCCAAUCGCGAAUGUGGUCUGUACGACAUACCCAAGGAGGCUUGACAAAUUAUGGUGAUGG
This is a messenger RNA of Anopheles maculipalpis, 955 nucleotides long. RefSeq names its product persulfide dioxygenase ETHE1, mitochondrial. NCBI's taxonomy places the organism in Eukaryota, Metazoa, Arthropoda, Insecta, Diptera, Culicidae. Gene Ontology annotation, molecular function: sulfur dioxygenase activity. The record is from RefSeq and is a predicted model, not a curated record. Bases 1 to 939 code for a protein of 312 amino acids. Gene Ontology annotation, biological process: hydrogen sulfide metabolic process; glutathione metabolic process. The transcript has 5 exons.